Molecule: messenger RNA, 4593 nt
Organism: Prionailurus viverrinus (fishing cat)
Lineage: Eukaryota; Metazoa; Chordata; Mammalia; Carnivora; Felidae
Gene: PTPRT
Product: protein tyrosine phosphatase receptor type T
Exons: 34
Coding region: 1-4539 (1512 amino acids)
Biological process (GO): protein dephosphorylation
Cellular component (GO): membrane
Molecular function (GO): protein binding; protein tyrosine phosphatase activity
Source: RefSeq, a predicted model, not a curated record
AUGGGGUUUCUGUUACCAGUGGUCCUGCGGAGACAUUCUUGGUAUGCACUGGUCAUCGACCUUCCUCAGUUACCUGAACUACGAGUGGCACAUGGCUGCCAUGUGUGGCCUGCUCUCCCUGAGGAGCUGGGUGUAGUGGAGGAGCAUUAUAGCACAGGACAGGGAACUAUUUCCGGUGGCUGUUCCUUUGAUGAACACUACAGCAACUGUGGUUAUAGCGUGGCCCUGGGGACCAAUGGGUUUACCUGGGAGCAGAUUAACACAUGGGAGAAACCAAUGCUGGACCCCGCGGUGCCCACAGGAUCCUUCAUGAUGGUGAACAGCUCUGGGAGGGCCUCUGGCCAGAAGGCCCACCUUCUCCUGCCGACCCUGAAGGAGAAUGACACCCACUGUAUCGAUUUCCAUUACUACUUCUCCAGCCGUGAUAGGUCCAGCCCAGGAGCCUUGAAUGUCUAUGUGAAGGUGAACGGCGGCCCCCAGGGGAACCCUGUCUGGAACGUGUCUGGGGUUGUCACCGAGGGCUGGGUGAAGGCAGAGCUUGCCAUCAGCACCUUCUGGCCACAUUUCUACCAGGUGAUAUUUGAAUCCGUCUCUUUGAAGGGUCAUCCUGGCUACAUCGCUGUGGACGAGGUCCGGGUCCUUGCUCAUCCAUGCAGAAAAGCACCUCACUUUCUGCGGCUCCAGAAUGUCGAGGUGAAUGUGGGGCAGAAUGCCACGUUUCAGUGCAUCGCUGGUGGGAAGUGGUCUCAGCAUGACAAACUUUGGCUCCAGCAAUGGAAUGGCAGGGACACAGCCCUCAUGGUCACCCGGGUGGUCAACCACAGACGCUUCUCAGCCACGGUCAGUGUGGCGGACACUGCCCAGCGGAGCGUGAGCAAGUACCGCUGUGUGAUCCGUUCUGACGGCGGCUCUGGUGUGUCCAACUACGCUGAGCUGAUUGUGAAAGAGCCUCCCACACCCAUCGCCCCCCCAGAGCUGCUGGCUGUAGGGGCCACAUACCUGUGGAUCAAACCGAAUGCCAACUCUAUCAUCGGGGAUGGCCCCAUCAUCCUGAAGGAGGUGGAGUACCGCACCACCACGGGCACCUGGGCCGAGACCCACAUAGUUGACUCUCCCAACUAUAAGCUAUGGCAUCUGGACCCUGAUGUGGAGUAUGAGAUCCGGGUGCUGCUCACACGACCGGGGGAGGGAGGCACGGGACCACCAGGGCCUCCGCUCACCACCAGAACCAAGUGUGCAGACCCUGUGCACGGCCCGCAGAACGUGGAGAUUGUGGACAUCCGCGCCCGGCAGCUGACCCUGCAGUGGGAACCCUUUGGCUACGCGGUGACCCGCUGUCACAGCUACAACCUCACGGUGCAGUACCAGUAUGUGUUCAACCAGCAGCAGUACGAGGCUGAAGAGGUCAUCCAGACCUCGUCCCACUAUACCCUGCGAGGCCUGCGCCCCUUCAUGACCAUCCGCCUGCGGCUCCUGCUGUCCAACCCCGAGGGCCGGGUGGAGAGUGAGGAGCUGGUGGUGCAAACAGAGGAGGACGUUCCAGGAGCUGUUCCCCUAGAAUCUAUCCAAGGAGGGCCCUUUGAGGAGAAGAUCUACAUCCAGUGGAAACCUCCCAAUGAGACCAACGGGGUCAUCACACUGUAUGAGAUCAACUACAAGGCUGUUGGCUCGCUGGACCCGAGUGCCGACCUCUCCAGCCAGCGGGGGAAAGUGUUCAAGCUCCGGAAUGAAACCCACCACCUCUUUGUGGGUCUGUACCCGGGGACCACCUACUCCUUCACCAUCAAGGCCAGCACAGCAAAAGGCUUUGGGCCCCCUGUCACCACUAGGAUUGCCACCAAAAUUUCAGCUCCAUCGAUGCCGGAAUAUGACACAGACACCCCACUGAAUGAAACGGACACGACCAUCACGGUGAUGCUGAAGCCUGCUCAGUCACGGGGAGCCCCUGUCAGUGUUUAUCAGCUGGUUGUCAAGGAGGAGCGACUUCAAAAAUCACGGAGGGCAGCUGAUAUCAUUGAGUGCUUUUCGGUGCCUGUGAGCUAUAGGAAUGCCUCCAGCCUUGAUUCUCUACACUACUUUGCUGCUGAAUUGAAGCCUGCCAACCUCCCUGUUACCCAGCCAUUUACAGUGGGUGACAACAAGACAUACAAUGGAUACUGGAACCCUCCUCUUUCCCCUCUGAAAAGCUACAGCAUCUAUUUCCAGGCACUCAGCAAAGCCAAUGGAGAGACCAAAAUCAACUGUGUUCGCCUGGCUACAAAAGCACCAAUGGGCAGCGCCCAGGUGACCCCGGGGACUCCACUCUGCCUCCUCACCACAGGUGCCUCCACUCAGAAUUCUAACACCGUGGAGCCAGAGAAGCAGGUAGACAACACCGUGAAGAUGGCUGGUGUGAUCGCUGGCCUCCUCAUGUUCAUCAUCAUUCUCCUGGGCGUCAUGCUCACCAUCAAAAGGAGAAGAAAUGCUUAUUCCUACUCCUAUUACUUGUCCCAAAGGAAGCUGGCCAAGAAGCAGAAGGAGACACAGAGUGGAGCCCAGAGGGAGAUGGGGCCUGUGGCCUCAGCCGACAAACCCACCACCAAGCUCAGCGCCAGUCACAACGAUGAAGGCUUCUCCUCUAGCUCUCAGGAUGUUAAUGGAUUCACAGAUGGCAGCCGUGGGGAGCUGUCCCAGCCCACCCUCACGAUCCAGACUCACCCCUACCGGGCCUGCGACCCUGUGGAGAUGAGCUAUCCCCGGGACCAGUUCCAGCCUGCCAUCCGGGUGGCGGACCUGCUGCAGCACAUCACCCAGAUGAAGAGAGGCCAGGGCUAUGGGUUCAAGGAGGAAUAUGAGGCCUUGCCAGAGGGGCAGACAGCUUCAUGGGACACAGCCAAAGAGGAUGAAAACCGCAAUAAGAAUCGAUAUGGAAACAUCAUAUCCUAUGACCAUUCCCGAGUGAGGCUGCUGGUGCUGGAUGGAGACCCGCAUUCUGACUACAUCAACGCCAACUACAUUGAUGGAUACCAUCGACCUCGGCACUACAUUGCAACUCAGGGUCCAAUGCAGGAGACCGUCAAGGACUUUUGGAGAAUGAUCUGGCAGGAGAACUCGGCCAGCAUCGUCAUGGUCACAAACCUCGUGGAAGUGGGCCGGCGCCCAGCGGAACACACUGUGGGAAAUGCCACUGUAGGCCGCGCGGCGUCCCCCGGAAUGGUCAAGUGUGUGCGAUACUGGCCGGACGACACGGAGGUCUACGGAGACAUUAAAGUCACCCUGAUUGAAACAGAACCCCUGGCAGAAUACGUCAUACGUACCUUCACAGUCCAGAAGAAAGGCUACCAUGAGAUCCGGGAACUCCGCCUCUUCCACUUCACCAGCUGGCCUGACCACGGCGUCCCCUGCUAUGCCACCGGCCUCCUGGGCUUUGUGCGCCAAGUGAAGUUCCUCAACCCCCCCGAGGCGGGGCCCAUAGUGGUCCACUGUAGCGCUGGGGCUGGGAGGACCGGCUGCUUCAUCGCUAUCGACACCAUGCUCGACAUGGCCGAGAACGAAGGGGUAGUGGACAUCUUCAACUGUGUGCGUGAGCUCCGGGCCCAGAGGGUCAACCUGGUGCAGACAGAGGAGCAGUACGUGUUUGUGCACGAUGCCAUCCUGGAAGCAUGCCUCUGCGGCAAUACCGCCAUCCCCGUGUGUGAGUUCCGCUCUCUCUAUUACAACAUCAGCAGGCUGGACCCCCAGACCAACUCCAGCCAAAUCAAAGACGAAUUUCAGACCCUCAACAUCGUGACUCCCCGCGUCCGGCCCGAGGACUGCAGCAUCGGGCUCCUGCCCCGGAACCACGAUAAGAACCGGAGCAUGGAUGUCCUGCCUCUGGACCGCUGCCUGCCCUUCCUUAUCUCGGUGGAUGGGGAACCCAGCAACUACGUCAAUGCCGCACUGAUGGACAGCCACAAGCAGCCCGCCGCCUUCGUGGUCACCCAACACCCUCUACCCAACACCGUGGCAGACUUCUGGAGGCUGGUGUUCGAUUAUAACUGCUCCUCCGUGGUGAUGCUGAAUGAGAUGGACACUGCCCAGCUCUGUAUGCAGUACUGGCCUGAGAAGACCUCUGGAUGCUAUGGGCCCAUCCAGGUAGAGUUCGUGUCUGCAGACAUCGAUGAGGACAUCAUCCACAGAAUAUUCCGCAUCUGUAACAUGGCUCGGCCUCAGGAUGGGUACCGCAUAGUCCAGCACCUCCAGUACAUUGGCUGGCCUGCCUACCGCGACACACCCCCCUCCAAGCGCUCUCUGCUCAAAGUGGUCCGCCGGCUGGAGAAGUGGCAGGAGCAGUAUGACGGGAGGGAGGGCCGUACCGUGGUCCACUGCCUAAAUGGGGGCGGCCGCAGCGGAACCUUCUGUGCCAUCUGCAGCGUGUGUGAGAUGAUCCAGCAGCAAAACAUCAUUGAUGUGUUCCACAUUGUGAAAACACUACGUAACAACAAGUCCAACAUGGUGGAGACCCUGGAACAGUAUAAAUUUGUAUACGAGGUGGCACUGGAAUAUUUAAGCUCCUUUUAGCCCAAUGGGAUGGGGAAUCUGCCGGAGCCCAGAGGCUGCUGCAGCCAAGCCCCC